Paramecium octaurelia is the source of this 1898-nucleotide messenger RNA. Lineage: Eukaryota; Ciliophora; Oligohymenophorea; Peniculida; Parameciidae. The record is from the annotation of a GenBank genome assembly.
AUGUGUGGAAUAUUGGCCAUUUUAAAUAUAAGAGGAACAGAGGUAGAAGUAAGGGCAAAAGCAUAUGAACUGUCAAGAAGAAUAAGACAUAGAGGUCCAGAUAGAUCUAAGAUUAUUGUUCUUGUAUUUAUAUUCUCAUAAAGUUCAGGAGGUAAGCCCAGGUGUGUAUCAUGUAAUUUCUCACGAAAGAUUGGGAUUAGUUGAUUUGAGUGACAAAGGCAGGUAACCCUUUUAAUUACUGGAUGAUGAAAACAUAAUCUUUAUGUAAAACGGUGAGCUAUAUGAUUACUGGGAUUUAAGACCAGAAUUAGAGAAGAAAUAUCGUUUUAGCAGUAAUUCUGAUACAGAGAUAGUGGGAAUGUUAUAUAAAGAAGUAUGAAUUGAAAAUAAGUAAUAGUAUGGGGCAGGCAACUUUUGGAACCACCUUAAUGGUAUGUUUGCCACAGUUCUAAUAGAUUUGAGCAAGAAAUCAUUUCAAGCAGGAAGAGAUCAUAUCGGAAUAAUUCCUUUAUAUUAUGGUUACGAUAAGGAUGGAUCACUAUUCUUGUCAUCAGAGUUGAAAGGAAUACAUGACUAAGUUAUUGAUGUUAAAUAGUUCCCUCCAGGUUAUAAAAUAUAAUAGUAUUUUAGGCCAUUAUAUUGAUGAGACAUAUGAGAUCAAGAGAUGGUACAAUCCAACUUGGCAUAACUUUGAUUACAUUCCAACAGGGGAAAUCAAUUUUGGAGAAUUGAGAGACAAAUUCGUGGAGGUUGUCAGAAGAGAAGUUCAAGGAGAUGCUCCAUUUGGAUUGUUUAUAUCAGGAGGGUAUUAUAAUUUAUCAUUAUUCUAAUAGUGUUGAUUCGUCAAUAGUGGCUGGAAUUGUCGCGAAAUUAAUAAAGAAAGGGGAAAUAGAUUUGAGCAAGAGAGGAAUGAGAAAAGUUCAUUCGUUUUGUAUCGGAUUGGAAGGGUCUCCAGAUUUACAUUAUGCUAAGAAGGUGGCAGAAUUUCAUGGCUUUGAACACCACUCAUUCACCUAUACAGUGGAUGAAGGAUUAGAUUAUAUUCCUGAAGUCAUAUAUCAUACAGAGACAUUCAAUAACACCACCAUUAGAGCAUCAACACCCAUGUAUAUGAUGUGUAGAAGAAUCAAAGCUUUGGGAAUCAAGAUAUGUUUAACAGGUGAAGGAAGUGAUGAAUUAUUUGGCGGAUAUUUAUAUUUCCACAAAGCACCUAACAGAGUAGAAUUUCAUUAAGAAUUAAUCAGAAAACUACAUGACUUACAUAAAUAUGAUCUCCUCAGAGCCAAUAAAGCUUGUUUGGCUUGGGGUAUUGAAACUAGACCUCCAUUUAUGAACAAAUAAUGGGUCGAGUAUGUUAUGCAGAUUGAUCCUAAAUACAAGAUGAUUAAUGCCUUUGAACCUCAAAUGGAAAAAUACAUUCUUAGAAAAGCAUUUGAGGAUUUAGAGCAUCCUUUUGUGCCAUAAGAAAUUUUAUGGAGAUAAAAGGAACAGUUUAGUGAUGGAGUUGGUUAUAGUUGGAGAGAUGGUAUCAUUAAGAGAGCCAAUCAAUUAAUCACUGAUUAAGAGUUUUCUUAAGCAUCCACCAAGUACCCAGUAUCCACUCCCAGAGAUAAGGAAUAAUAUUGGUUCAGACAAAUAUAUUCUUCCUACUUCCCAAGUGAAAGUUCUGUUUUGACUGUUCCAUACGCCAGAUCAAUAGCUUGUUCAACCGAAAAAGUAAUCUAUUGUUAAUAAUCUCUUAGGCUUUGGAAUGGGAUGAAGCUUUCAAAAAGAAUACAGACGAAUCGGGCAGAGCUGUAUUAGCUGUUCAUAAUGAUGCUAUUAAGGAACUCAUCUAACCAGAAGAGGACCGUUCAACUGAGGAUAUUUCCAAAGUACAAGAGCAUUUCUAAUUAUGA